AUGCUCAACACCACAACACGAUGUUCGGAUACAACAGCAAACAGCAAACACCACGGUCUCGUCCUCGUCAAUGCAUUCAACAUUGGCUCCUUCAAGUUUGAGCCUAUCCUGGAGAUGUUACAGGAUCCGGCACUUCACACGGAAGCGCUCGACGAGAUCCAAAUGCUAGCAUUCGCAUGCUUUGGAAAGGCAGAAAAGAUCCUGGACACCGCACGUUUUGGCUUCAAGUUCAUCUCGGAACAGCAGAGGGAGCCUUUGCAGGCCUACAUCGAUCUGUUUGGAGAAGCUGCCACCGUGCUGGAGUGCAUAGCUUACAUUGUGCAGCUUCAGAGUCUCGGCGCUUCCAAAAGCCCUGAGACCAUUCGACGCAUAGUCGAGAUAGCAAAAGAAGUGUUCAGUACCUGGCCAACAGCUGCAGAAGAUCAAGACGAAGUGGGUCUUGCAUCCGUGGAAGCGCUCGCCGCUGCGACAAGCUCACGGCGACGAUCCGAAGACGUAUCAUCAGCUCGGUUGCAAGAAAAGCAGAGCUACGGAACACCGGAUGGAAGCACGAGCCUGAACAAUGUCGAUACGGGCACCGCAAUACCCGCUGACAGCGGCGCAAGCCUUCAUCAUGUGCAAGCUCAGCCAGGAGAACCCAUGGUCCCAUCAGAAAAGAAGCGAAAGGUAGCAUGGGAAAACGACGACGAGGUCCAAGCAAACACAGUAUCGGCUGACAACAGCACGAGCUCGAAUCAUGUACAAGCUCAGCUGGAGACAUCAAUGACCCCCUCAAGAAAACAGCGACGGGCAACAGUGGAGACUGACCGCGAUGACCUUGUGCAAUCUCAGUCAAAAACGUCAAUGAUCCUCUCAAGAAAGAGACCACGGGUAACAGUGGAGACUGACGGCGAAGACCUCGUGCAGUCUCACGACGACGAUGCCCCUGAAAGGAGGAACAGACAUGUUUUUGCGGAGAUGGGCGACGGUGAAGCAGGCGAGGCGAGCAUCUUAGCACCCGAACCAGGCAACGGCGACAAAGGUGGUAUCUGUAGUCCGGCACCAAAGUCAACGAAGGCAUCGCAACCAGUGGAUGCACCUCCCUGCGAGCGCUUCGACUCUAGCAUCGAUCUCAACUCACGCUUCGGCCUAUCCUCGCCACUCGCCUUUCGAGAAAAUCACCCAAGCACCGCAGACGGUCAUCGUCUCUCCUUCGUGGGCCGCGUCCUCCUUCCGACCUACUACGUCUCGAAAAAGUACAAGGAGAUGAAGCUCCAGCUGAGCCAUGACACUUACCUGACGGUUAUGAAUCGGAACGACUCGAUGAUGUACUACUCGGUACAGCACGAAUCUCUGGCAAAUCGCAGGAUGCCCAUGGUGGUCAGGAAUGUGAUGCGCGGACGCGGUGGGAAUUUCUUGCUCUUCGAUGGGCAGUCGAGGCUCGAGCCGAUCGGGAGAGAGUACACGGUGGAACAGGUGUUCGAGUUCAACGACGCUUAUGAUCGAGAGUUCCGCACUUGA
This is a messenger RNA of Pseudozyma hubeiensis SY62, 1500 nucleotides long. RefSeq lists its product as hypothetical. NCBI's taxonomy places the organism in Eukaryota, Fungi, Basidiomycota, Ustilaginomycetes, Ustilaginales, Ustilaginaceae. The transcript has a single exon. The record is from RefSeq and is a predicted model, not a curated record. The coding region runs from base 1 to 1500 and encodes 499 amino acids.